Messenger RNA from Danaus plexippus (monarch butterfly), 2974 nucleotides. It is a transcript of the gene ABCB7, whose product is annotated as iron-sulfur clusters transporter ABCB7, mitochondrial. The coding region runs from base 45 to 2207 and encodes 720 amino acids. The record is from RefSeq and is a predicted model, not a curated record. The transcript has 14 exons. Gene Ontology annotation, molecular function: ATP hydrolysis activity; ABC-type transporter activity; ATP binding. Gene Ontology annotation, biological process: transmembrane transport; intracellular iron ion homeostasis. Lineage: Eukaryota; Metazoa; Arthropoda; Insecta; Lepidoptera; Nymphalidae. Gene Ontology annotation, cellular component: mitochondrial inner membrane.
CAAAUCGUCAUUCGUCAGUAGUCACUGUCAGCCCUCCUUGUACCAUGGCGGCUGUAUUUGUUUCUAAUAGAAGAUUUGAUAAAAUAACGCAAAAAUAUGUUAAAUUAGCCACAUCAAUUACAAAUACCUCAGUAAUUUUAAAUAAGCCACAAUUAAAUAUAAUUUGUAGACAAUGUGCGGUCACAAGUUACUACAGGUAUUAUUCUUCAUCACCGCCGAGCAAAGCCGGUGGGACGGACGCAGCAAAAAAUGUUUUGGCGGCAGUUUUGGCUAACAAACCAAAGACGGGCAAAAUCCCAGUUGGCAUCCAAAAGCGAGACUGCUUUCAUCCAGGUGCGUCUGUUCUAUCUCGAGAAGAUAUCAAUCUGGGAGAUGCCAAGCCGGUGACGGGGAUGGACAUGGUUAGGGGCAUGUUGGAAUAUGUGUGGCCCAAGGAUAACACAAUGAUCAGAAACCGCGUGAUGUUGUCCCUAUCCCUCCUGUUUGGUGCUAAGGUGAUGAAUGUCACUGUGCCCUUCUUCUUCAAGUAUGCAGUGGAUGAGGUCAAUAACCUCACAACUACUCCGACGGGAGAUGCUUUAUUAGGAAUGGCCACAGUGCCCCAGGCGUUGGGAACAACAGCGUUUAGUUUGUUGGUUGGAUACGGCAUCGCCCGCGCGUCCGCCGCCGGGUUCAACGAGCUCCGUAACGCCGUGUUCGCGAGGGUCGCGCAGCACUCCAUACGCAAGCUGGCCUGCAACGUAUUCCUGCAUCUCCACAACCUCGACCUUAGCUUCCACCUCGCCAGGCAGACCGGGGCCUUGUCUAAGACCAUAGACCGCGGCUCCCGUGCUAUAAACUUUGUGUUGUCAGCUAUGGUGUUCAACAUCGUGCCGACCAUAUUUGAAUUAUGUUUGGUGUCGACGAUCCUCGGUCUGAAAGGGGGACUGGCAUUCGCAGGCGUGGCGUUUAGUUGCGUGGGUGUGUACGCGGCCUUCACGUUAGCCAUAACACAGUGGAGAACCAAGUUUAGGGUUCACAUGAAUAAGGCUGAAAACGAAGCGGGGAAUAAGGCGGUGGACUCACUCAUCAACUACGAAACUGUCAAGUACUUCAACAACGAGAAGUACGAGCUGGAGAAGUACGACUCGUCUCUCCGCACGUACGAGACGGCGUCGCUGAAGACCGCCUCCAGCCUGGCGCUGCUGAACUUCGGCCAGCACGCCAUAUUCAGCGCCGGGCUCACUGUCAUCAUGAUAAUGGCGGCACAGGAAAUAGCCAAGGGUAACAUGUCGGUGGGUGACCUGGUGAUGGUGAACGGCCUAGUGUUCCAGCUGUCUGUUCCUCUCGGGUUCCUGGGCUCGGUGUACCGCGAGGUCCGUCAGGCGCUCGUGGACAUGCAGACCAUGUUCACACUCAUGACCGUCCAGUCCAAGGUCAAGGAAAAGAGCCAAGCACCGAAACUGAUCAUCGACAACAAAACAGCGACCAUAGAGUUUAAAGAUGUGAGCUUCAAAUAUGUGAACGGCAAGCCCAUACUGAACAACCUGUCCUUCACCAUACCGGCCGGCAAGAAGAUCGGCAUCGUGGGCGGCUCAGGGAGCGGUAAGUCCACGAUGGUGCGUCUCCUAUUCCGUUUCUUCGAACCUCAGUCUGGACAAAUACUGGUCGCCGGACAAAAUAUUAAGGAUUUGGACCUAGCGAGCUUGAGGAAAGCCAUCGCCAUCGUACCGCAAGACUGUGUGCUGUUCCACGACACCAUCCUCCACAACCUUCACUACGGGGACCUCAACAAGAGUAUGGAGGACGUGUACAAGGCCAGCCAGCUCGCUGAGCUACACGAAUCGGUACAAACGUGGCCGAAGGGUUACGACACUCAAGUGGGCGAGCGUGGCUUGAAGCUGUCUGGUGGAGAGAAACAGAGAGUUGCGAUAGCACGUGCCAUACUCAAGGACAGUCCCAUCAUAGUGUUCGACGAGGCCACCUCGAGUCUAGACUCGCUCACUGAACACGCGAUCCUUCAAGCUCUCAAGGCGGCGACCAUCGGCCGUACGUCGAUCUGCAUCGCCCAUCGUCUGUCAACAGUGGCCGAUGCCGACGAGAUACUUGUACUGGAGAAGGGCAGCGUCUCCGAGAGAGGGAAUCACAACCAGCUCAUACAAAAUAGAAACUCAUUGUACUACAGGCUAUGGGAGAAACAGAAUAGAGAAGCCGUGCCUAGAGUUUAGAACGACCAAUGUUGGAACCAACAUUUGUUCGGUUUGGAUGUUGGCCCAAUAUUGGCCCAAUGUUCGUCCACGUUGGUACAUUCUAUAAAGACAGUCGGUUGUAAUUGUUAUACUAGAAAUGUUUAUAUUAAAAUUUAUAUUGGUUUCAAACCCGCUCGGUCACCUGAUGUGGUCAGACACAUAUUAUUUACAUUGUUAUACCCAAAAAUAUAUUAUACAUAGAUAAUUGUUUGUAAACAUUUAAAUUUUAUUCUUAAACUCGUUUUAUAGUCUAUGGUUUGGACGAUAUUCAUAGAAGCUUGGUCUUUUAUGAUUUAUAACAAAACCUGAAGAAAAUUGUGUAGAAAUAUUCCUUAAACAUGAUUUUGCAAAAUAUAUCUCUAUAAAGGAUUUUUUUGUUCCCCAAACGUUGCGUUUCAGACAUUAUCUAUUUAGUUUACGAGCUUCUAAAUAAAAAACCUCGUCUUGAACCAAAUUUAUUAUAGUCAAUAUCUUCUAAGCGUUUUAUUCCUUCUAUGACUAAACGGUUAUAUGACUUAUAAUUUAAUUUAGGACAAAUUGGACAAAUCGCAUGAUAUAAUCUGUGUACAAACAACAGAGUAUAUUUUAUUGAUCGUCUACAUAACCUCGUUUUAAUUUCAAGUUUCGUAAAAAAUAUAUAAUUUUUAUUUAUGCUAUAAAUUAUAUAAAGUCGUCGGAGUCGUGUACAUAUUUGUAUGUGAACUGUACAUAUACCUACUGUUAAUUAAGAAUAUUAUUUUGUUUUA